AUGACGAUCUUCGCCCCCCAUCAAUCCCAUAAUUCGGGCGACGAGCUGGCCGCAUACAAAAACAAAUCCGAAUCCCAAGUCAUGUCGACCGCCACAGAAGACCAGGUAAAGUCCGAGGCCCAGGGCAAGGACGUGCCCGAGGAGGAAGUCAAGGAGGUAGUCGAUAUCGCCAAGAAGGCCCGGAUCGCCCAGCAGGCCGCCGACACGUUCAAGGACCUGGCCACAAAGGCGCUGGACCCGGCCGAGCGUGAAAAGUACCUGCGCGAGGCGCACGCCAAGGAGGUCGAGGCCCACGGCCACAGCAAAAAGGCGCGCUUCCUGGCCAGCGGCUGGGGCCAGGGCGCCAUGGCCGGCGGAGGGAUGGGCGCUGCCGUCGGAGGGGGUCUGGGCACCGUCGUCGGCACGCUAGUCGGUGGUAUCGUCUCCAUACCCACCAGCGCCCUCGGAGCCCUCGGUGGCACCGCGGCGGGUGCCAUCAAGGGCCCCUUUGUCAAGCUGCCUGGCAUGGGCGGUAGCGAAAAGGACAAGGAUGGCGCCGAAGGGGAAGGAAAGGAGGCCGAGGCGGAGUUUUCCGAGGAGGACGAGGCGGGUCACCAAGCCGUCCUCAAGGCGGCCGAACAGGCCGAGGAGCUGGAGAAAUCGGAGGGAAAGAAAGAGUCAAGUAUGGACACACCCACCUCCCCUGAGAAAGCCCAUGAUAUUACUUCCCAACCCUCCAGAUACCUUAAGUUGAAAGUCGAGAUCCCCAACACGACAAGUCAGGUUCGGUUUAAUGGCUGGAUGAAAUCCAACCUGGGCUUGUUCAUUCUCGGUGUGACAGUUGUCUUUUACAUCACACCGUUGGCGCUUCAACACCUUACACGGACUUCUGCCAAAUCCUGAACAAGAGCUAACUGGUUUUGCUCCGAGCAUGUACAGACUGAAAAGGUUCAAGAUUCCUUU
Messenger RNA from Pyricularia oryzae 70-15, 942 nucleotides. RefSeq lists its product as uncharacterized. NCBI's taxonomy places the organism in Eukaryota, Fungi, Ascomycota, Sordariomycetes, Magnaporthales, Pyriculariaceae. Bases 1 to 882 code for a protein of 293 amino acids. The record is from RefSeq and is a predicted model, not a curated record. The transcript has 2 exons.